Impatiens glandulifera is the source of this 1244-nucleotide messenger RNA. RefSeq names its product FCS-Like Zinc finger 12-like. The transcript has 2 exons. The record is from RefSeq and is a predicted model, not a curated record. NCBI's taxonomy places the organism in Eukaryota, Viridiplantae, Streptophyta, Magnoliopsida, Ericales, Balsaminaceae. The coding region runs from base 232 to 918 and encodes 228 amino acids.
CAGAAACAACGAAAGAAAGAAUGGUGCUUAUCGUCUUUCUCCACUAGCAUCUUUCUUUUCUACAACAAUCAUUGAUCACCAUCCUUUCAGUUCUUCAAUCUCCAAUCUUUUCAAAAGGGGUUGUAUAAAUUCUCUUUUCUUAUCAAGAAAUUGAUUAGAUUACUUUCCAGGUGCGUAAAUUGAUAUCUUUCGCUUCUUCUUCUUCAGUGGUACACUGAGGAAGAAGUCGGCAUGGUCGAUUUUAAAGGAAACAUGAAGCGUCUCACAACCAGUCUAGCUCUCUUCGCAUCGAAUGCUAAUUUCACGACUAAAUCUUCUUCGAAAAGCUUCGAGCCGGAAGGAGUGGUUGGACUCGGAAUCGUCGCGGCUAUGGACGAAUUGAAUCCGUGUGUCUCUGUUAAACCAGGUAUAGCUGCGAUUUUAACUGUUUCGAGUAGAUCGAUGCCGAUCUCUAGUGCGCCGCAGAAGAUCUGUGGCGGCACAGUGAAAUCGAAUUUGGAGGAGGAGAUUGAGUUAUCUGAGGCAUAUACUUGUGUUAUUUCGCAUAUUGGAAAUAAUUUGAUUAAAAAGAGAGAGUAUUUUGAUGAUGUUUUGGCUCAUGAAUCUGAUUGGGUGAGUUCUGGAGCUGCCUUUGCUCGUGUUCUUGAAAUUGGGACGUCAAUGAUGAUAUCUCCAGUUUCAAAUACUGUAGAUUUUCUCCAAUCUUGUAAUAUGUGUAAGAAGCAGCUUCAAGGACUGGAUAUUUUCAUGUACAGAGGGGAGAAAGCAUUUUGUAGCCCUGAAUGUCGAUGCAAGCAGAUAUUGAUUGACACAAAUAAGGAGAAAAACAUCGGUUCUGGAGUUAUGAAGCCGAAAGAUUGCUCUGAUUCUCCCUGCUCCAGCCCCAUGCAGUUUUUCGCUGGACUAGCUGCUGCAUAGGUCUUGUUGUGUCGUUGUUGGUUACGCUUAUAAGUUAUAAAUAAGAGAAACUAAAGGUAUGAUUUUGAUGUUAUACAUAAGGUGAGGGGGGGUGGGGGAGAAUAAAUUUUCUUUUUUGGGGACUAAGAUGAAGAAAUAGGAUGCAAUUUUGAGAGAGUUUUGAGGCUGCUACUAGCUAUAAUCUCUACUGCAUCUUUGGACAUAUGUAUUGCUUUUUGAUGUAACUCCAAAAUGGGAGAUGGUUUUGGUGAGAAUUGUAACUUGCUUUUUGAACUCUUGGGGUAAAUAAUUUUUUCUUCCAAUAAAAAUUAGGAUAUUGGGAUGGA